This is a messenger RNA of Seriola aureovittata, 2989 nucleotides long. RefSeq names its product fibroblast growth factor 19 (gene fgf19). The coding region runs from base 207 to 836 and encodes 209 amino acids. The record is from RefSeq and is a predicted model, not a curated record. The transcript is spliced from 3 exons. NCBI's taxonomy places the organism in Eukaryota, Metazoa, Chordata, Actinopteri, Carangiformes, Carangidae. Gene Ontology annotation, biological process: animal organ morphogenesis; positive regulation of protein phosphorylation; cell differentiation. Gene Ontology annotation, cellular component: cytoplasm. Gene Ontology annotation, molecular function: growth factor activity; fibroblast growth factor receptor binding.
UGGUUGGGGGCCAACGGAGAGCUAUGAUUCCGUUGGAUGUCAUGCAGGGGUGUGUUGUGGUGCGCUUCUGGGAACUGGAUUUGGGAAGGAGGGUUAUCUGCAGCUGAUAAGGGCCAUAUUUAAAGGGAUGGGUUAGGAUGGGACUGCUUCACUUCACACAGCUGCAAGGAGCGGGAACACAGCGCGCGCGGACGAUUGGAUGAAUCAUGCUUCUGCUCACAGUAUACGUUGUCAAUGCAUUUUUUGCUGCUGCAGUUGUUUGCAUGCCUCUAUCGGACCAGGGGCCCCACAUCGACCACGGCUGGACCCAGGUGGUCCGGCUCAGGCACCUGUACGCCGCCAGGCCGGGACUUCACCUUCUGAUCAGUGGGGAUGGACAGAUCCACGGCUCCACGGUCCAGACUCUGCACAGUUUGCUGGAGAUCCGUCCUGUGGACCCGGGCUGUGUUGCCAUCAGAGGAGUAGCCACCGCACGGUUUCUCUGCAUAGAAGGAGACGGAUCUCUGUACUCAUCGCACACCUACAGCAGAGAUGACUGCAGCUUCAGAGAGCAGAUCUUACCAGACGGGUACAACAUCUACAUCUCUGACAGACACGGAGCCCUGCUCAGUCUGGGAAACCAGCGGCAACGGCUGCAGGGUCGAGACCGAGGUGUCCCAGCUUUGGCUCAGUUCCUCCCCAGGAUCAGCACCCUGGAUCAGACCUCAUCCUCUGGACUAGACAUCCCUGACCAGCCGAGGCAGAGUGCGGCACAAACAGAAGAACCUGUGGACACGAUGGACUCCUUUGGAAAGCUGUCUCAGAUCAUCCACAGUCCCAGCUUUCACAAGAGAUGAGGCAGCAGCUCUCAGACACCUGUAAACAGAUGUGUCCUGGGGUGUUCUGCUUCAUUUGCGACCCAGCACGCCUCCCUGCAUGCUGCAGCGCCAGGGACUGACUGCCUGUCCAGCCUGCACCAGGAAAGGCUGCUGUGAAUCCUGCCAGCACAGUCCAGUCAGAUACGACUGAACAGAACACAAGUCCAGAGUCGCACAGAGCGGAGAACAACAGCUGUACUCAGUACAAUACUCCACCCUGGCCUUUUCAGUAACAACUUUUAUAUCUUCUGCAACCAGUCCUCCAUCUAAACACCCAUAGGUGGUUGAGCCCACCCUCUGAUACGACCCAGAGAUAAACCACAGAUAAACUGUUCAAAAUGACUAACUAACCGUUUUAUGAUGCUGUGGUAAAUGUUACAGCUUGGUUAGGUUUAGGGAAAUAUUGUGCUUUGGGUUAAAAUCAAUACUUUGUUAAAGUUAGUGGACCCCGUUGUCAUGGUUACAAUACUAAACACGUUAAGGUUAAAAUUAUAGAGUGAUCGUGGUCGUGAUUAAAAGAAACAAUGAUGACGGUCAGUUCGAAAUGGGAAAUGAACAGAGGUCAAAUGUUUCAUUAAUCAAUCAAUCCAUCCAUCUUUGUCGCUCUCACAUCACCUGACUUCCUCUUUUGUGCCACUAGAAGGCACGCACACAUCAGCCUGAUGUCACUUAACAAUACGACGUAACUAUGGUUCAAAAUAAGCUGCUGCACAAACAACCUAUGGGAGGACAAUCUCAUUUUACUCGUCAUUCCUCCGUGAAAAAAGGGUCACAGGGAGGAAUGUGUUUGACACCCUGGUUUGUUUGGGAUAAAGAGAAAAUGAUCAUAGAGCAGCACUUAGAGAAACUGGGGGAAUAUUAGUGACACCUGUCGUAGCAAGUGUAGACCCAUAUGUACAUAUAUUGAAUUUCUAUAUAUGACAUAUAUGUACAUAUAAAAGUGCAUAUGUAAAAAAAUAUGUGAAACCCUAGAAAUGGGAAUAAUUUUAUGUAUUGACAUAUAUGUCCAGCCCAUGCAAAUAUUUAUGUUUAUAGGUAUGCUUAUAUAGUAGACAUAUAUUAUGUAAAUAUAUAUCCACCCCAAAGCCUGUCAAUAUAUGUUAAUAUUAUAAAAAGUGGGUUCCAAAAGUCUGAGAUCACUUUCCUAGAAUAGAAAGAUCAGUCAAAAUUAAUGACGUAUUAAUGAGAAAAACAUUUAGAAGCAUAUAAUAUUAUUAUAUAUAUGUUGUUUUAAUAAACUUGCAUAUAUAAAUUAAAUAUAUAUUUAAUUCAUUACAUUGAUGACAUAUAUGGUCGCAAUACCAUAUGAAAUUCAUAAUACAGAUAUUUUUAAUAUAUGUAAUUAAACAAAUUUGACUAUUGGUUUGUGUCAAACCUGUAUCUCCAUAUAUCCAGAGGAUUUAUAUAUAUGAUGAUAUAUAUAAUGAUCUGUAUGGGGAGCCACAUGAAGGAGCAACAAGAUGUGAUCAGACGUCAGAUAUUCCUCCUGUUGUUUACCACGGACACAAAGUCUUUCUGGUGAGAACAGACAACAAGCGUUACUUUAACACAAUGAGAACCUCAGGGUUUAGUGCCUGAAUGAGGUGAGGCUCAGGGAACAGACAUUGCUUCCUCUAGCUGAGGAUCAGAAUCUUGAUAACAUUAACUGCAUUGGGAUGACAACAAAAUGUCUGUCUUCUUGCAGGAGUAUAGCUGUUGUAUUUAUUAACUUAUUUAAAUAUCCAGCAGUUUGAAUGUGAAUGUAUUCUUAUGGAAUGCACCUCUGUGUUUACUGUUAACUAUGUGUUGGAAAUUUGGAAUGAAGUCAUUGUGAUAAAGCCUGAAAGUAGACUCACAUUGUAUGUGCUGUAUGUUUAGAGUAAAAAGAGAAAUAAAUCCACCUGGAAAGAACAUUGAGGCUUUUAGUCCCAUUUAGACUGGGAGAGUGAUGCACUUCAGCCUCUUGUGGCUGAAAUGAGUAUUACAGCAACAAACACUGAAUAAUCCUGACAAGAAAUCACUUGUUUUCACAGAUAAAAAAGCUACUAUUUAUUUAAUAAGUGGUUAAUAUUGUGAUAAUAAGGCUCCUUUUUGUUUGUCCACCUUUAAACAUUUUGACUAUAUUCAAUAAAUCAGCCCCUUCUUUCCUCUGA